AUGGAGAUGCUUGGUCGUUUUUCGAAAAGCUUGGGGUAUACAACUAUGGGUAAUUGGUAUCAUAUGCCAACCCAAGAAAACUGUGGGUUGACAAUGAUUCUAAUUCUGAAUGAUGUUUGUUUGGGAACUUUCAAGAUGAUCGUUAGGGCACACCAAUUCCGAGAGAUUGAACAUCUAUAUGUUGAACAUAGGCCUGCAUUUGUUCCAACCAAUUUCCCCUACUUUUUGAUGAACUCACCAUCCAAAAGGGUUGAGAAGCUUAUUCAUCUGUUUGUAACAGAACACCCAAUGGAAACAGUUGAUGAUGGAAUAGCAUACAUCAGGCAUAUGCUAAACAUGACCAUUCCAAGAGAAAAAAUGGAAGAUGCAAUGGACAUGGCGAAGGAGAAUGUGAUAGCAUGGACAAAUAUAGUGUAG
Molecule: messenger RNA, 417 nt
Organism: Lactuca virosa
Lineage: Eukaryota; Viridiplantae; Streptophyta; Magnoliopsida; Asterales; Asteraceae
Source: the annotation of a GenBank genome assembly